AUGGCGUUCACAUUAUACGAUGCAACCAUUGUGGAUGCAAAGACCAUCCUUGAGACUUUGGAUGGUCUCCUCGAGAAAGCAGAGGAACAACCCAACGCGGAAAAUUUCCUCAAAGCGCGGCUCUACGAGGAUAUGAACCCCCUCACCUUCCAGAUCCACGCAGCCACAAGGUUCACAGAGCUCGUCCUUGCCAGGCUCACUGGGAGGGAAGCCGUGCAGUACGAGGACAACCUCGUCUCAUACGCCGACAUGCACGCACGCAUCGCCGAGGUUCUGGCGGCCCUUGAAAAGGCGGACAAGGAUACUGUCAACCGAUAUGGAGAGGAGGUUUUGCCGACAGCUUUGCCAUCUGCAGGGACAAUGGACAUCAGUGGGAAGGCGUUUGCCAAGGGAGCAGCGAUUCCCAACAUCUACUUUCACCUAAACAUGACUUAUGCCAUCUUGAGAAAGGAGGGAGUGCCUUUGGGAAAGAAGGACUAUGCGAUGGGGUUUGCCAUGGAUCAUAUUCUCAAGCCGAAGCAAUGA
Fusarium keratoplasticum is the source of this 525-nucleotide messenger RNA. RefSeq lists its product as uncharacterized. The record is from RefSeq and is a predicted model, not a curated record. Lineage: Eukaryota; Fungi; Ascomycota; Sordariomycetes; Hypocreales; Nectriaceae. The transcript has a single exon. The coding region runs from base 1 to 525 and encodes 174 amino acids.